This is a messenger RNA of Ruditapes philippinarum (Manila clam), 4591 nucleotides long. RefSeq names its product toll-like receptor 4. Lineage: Eukaryota; Metazoa; Mollusca; Bivalvia; Venerida; Veneridae. The transcript has 2 exons. Gene Ontology annotation, biological process: toll-like receptor signaling pathway; immune response. The record is from RefSeq and is a predicted model, not a curated record. Gene Ontology annotation, molecular function: transmembrane signaling receptor activity; protein binding. Gene Ontology annotation, cellular component: membrane. Bases 739 to 3573 code for a protein of 944 amino acids.
GAUUCCAUAAUGGUGAUCUGCUUCUCCAUCCAGUUCCAAUGUUCACAAUUAAUAUCAUCAUGAAGUGAUAGUUCUUUUAAGUCAUUAUUAACUGUAUCAUACUCAUAUUGUAGUGCAUUUAGUUUUUCAUCAAAAAUCUCCAGUUUACUAUCAAAGUGGUCCUGUAGCUUUUCAAUCCCGCCGAUUUGUUUCCUGAUUGUAUAAAUACGUAUCAUCUUUCAAAGACAGCUCAGAUUUAAUUUCUACAAUAUCCUUUGAUACAAUUUUUAAAUCAGUUUUAACUUCCUGUAUAGCAUUUAGUAUCAGUUGCGUAUCCUCCAAAGUUCCUGGUCCAGGAUUUAGUUCCACAUCAGAUGACAGCAUAAGCAGUCUGCUAUAGUAGGUUAUGUACAUUACAUAGCCUGACACUUGGACCUUAAUGGACUUUUAUAAUUAGAUACAAAUGUGUUGCUAUGUCACGAUACUUUAGAUUUUCAUUAUACUAUUUCAGUUAUCUUUUUAAUGAACAGACUAUGUUCACAAAUUAUCCUGAUAAGCUUAAUUAGCUUUAUGUUGUCAGAUAUUAACUAUCAACACUUAAUUUAACUGUGAUCAAGUGUAAAAAAGGAAAAUUGAUUUGUGUUCUUUUUUAUUCUAAACAGUACUGAUUGGGUGGCAAUCAUUUUGAUAAACAGUGAUUACAAACAUUUAUUAGCAUCCUCAAAGUGAUAAAAAAGGAAGCAGGGUGGUAAGAUUAAGAUGUUGAUGUAUACAAACAUUAUUUUCCUUAUGAUAAGUACGACAACAUGUGUUGUGCAAUACACAGAUGAUUUAAAUGAAAUGUUUCAAAAUGUCAACGACAUAUUCAGCGUUUACCGAGGACAGUCGUUUGAGAAACCUACUACAGCCGAAGAAUGUCAUGAUAUCCCACAAUGCCAUUGUAUUGACCCAGGCUCAGGGCAAGGGUUACUCGUUGACUGUAAGAGACAGAAUCUGACCGAAAUUCCAUCCAAACUACCACUCAACACAACGCAACUUAUACUGUCAAUGAAUUCUAUUUCUUCAAUACCAGCAAAUAUAUUCAAAAACUAUGUUAACAUGACAUUUUUAGACUUAUCCUACAACAAGAUAACGCAGCUCGGAAAAGAUAGCUUCAACGGAUUAGAAAACCUCAAAAUUUUAAACCUUGAAAUGAAUCAGGUCAGAUACACAAAUAUAACAAUCCAUUAUAAAACAUUUCAACCGUUGAUUCAUUUAUCUGCCAUUAACUUACAGCAAGAUUUAUCCGAAAUUUCCAAUAAAGAACGGUAUCCGAAAGAAGCUUUAGCACACUUAAUCAACUUAAAACAACUUGCCAUAGAUGUAAUGCCAACAAACGCAUUUCAUAAACAAUCUGAAGGAAUGUCAAUUUCCACAUUAAAUUAUCAAUCUCUCAAACUUGAGUAUUUACAACUAGGUGGAAUCAACCGAAGAUGUAAUAUUCCUGAAAUCUUCCAGGGUAUGUUCAAAAAUCUGCCUGACCUCCGAAAUCUGACGAUUCAAGACUGCAAAUUGAAGUCUGUUCAAAACAAAAGUUUCACUGAAUUACCAAAACUUGAAAGCCUUGAUCUUUCAAACAAUGAAGAACUUCAGUUCAAAAGUCUGGCAAAUAUAUCAUAUGGGUUACAAUUCACAAACAUUAAAACACUAAUUUUAAGAAAAAUUCAUGCAACAUUUGGGGAUUGUACGAAACUUACAGCUCAUAACUUGAGAUAUAUAUACAACUUGUCUUUGAAGUACAUAUUCUUAGACUCAAACAGACUGGCUUUAUUUGAAAGGGAUGCUGUCAAAUUCAUCCCUCGUAGUUUAAUCGGCUUAUCUCUAAAUGACAACAAACUAAUGCUCGGAAAAUAUGUCAUUCAAAUAGCCAUAAAUAUAGCAUUUAAUGACUUCUUUGCUAAUCUAAAAGUAUUUCUUAUUGCUUCGCAAAGAGUAAAUCAUAGUUUCAAAGAACUGUUUAGCCAUAUGUCAAUGCAAGAGAUACUUACGAUGCUAGGAGAUCAUCAAAAACACAAACGAUCUCUUAAUUCAGACAAACGAUCAUCAGUAGCAAAUGUGAAAUAUGAUACAAGAAACUUUGAACUCUUUGGUCCAAGAGAUGUCCUUGAAACAAGUCCAAAUACGUAUCACACAGGCAUAAAAUUUCUUUCAAGACUUCUACUGAGAUUCUUUGGAAGUAGGUGCCAAAGUUGCACAAAUAUUUCACCAUUGAUUUUACCAUUACCCCUACCAAUGAAUCUAACAGUUGCCGAUCUAAGCCACUUGGGCAUAAAAACUAUAAUCAAACCCCUUUGCUUCUGUGAAAACAAACUACAAAAUCUGUCCCUAAAUGGAAACACCUUUUGGUACUGGAAAGGACCUCUAAUGGGGUUAAAUGAAUUGACACAUUUAAAUUUGGCAUGGGACUACUGUCAAAAAAUAUCUCUCGACUUUUUUCAUCAUUUCCCAAAACUCAGGCUUUUAAAUGUAUCAGGAAACUAUCUUGGAUUUCCACUUAGUUCUGAUAACGACGGAACAAUAUUCAGCAAACUUUCAAAACUUGAGAUUCUUCAUAUGUCCUCAAAUAAAAUUCAGUUCAUGCCAACAAUUAUUUUCAAGGGACUGGAACUACUUCAGGAGUUGUACCUUGAUUCUAAUCAAAUAAACAUCGUCAACUGGAAUAUGGAUCACAUGACGGAGUUAAAAUUCAUCGAUUUAAGUGACAAUCAGAUAGUAAAGAUUGAUGGAAAUGUUCGUCAUCAAUGGAAUAAUCUCGCCUCACAACAUGCCCUGUACAUCAACCUGGCAAACAACUCUUUCAUUUGCAACUGUAUGUAUAUAGAUCAAAUAAACUGGUUUUCAGACACAAAUGUAUGUUUUAUUAACCCCCGUGGGUACAAAUGUAAGUUCAACAACAAUACCAGUGGUAACUUAAUCAGUGCUGAUGUCAUAAGCCGAUCUCUUACUAAGGAUUGUGCUAACUAUAUGACACUUAUUCUAUCAACAUCUUUGGCACUGCUCGCAACAAUAAUUUUAACAGUUUCAGGGAUAGCUUAUCGGUACCGAUGGAAUCUGCGUUAUAUGUACUACUCUGCCAAAUUCAAAUUAAAAGGUUAUAGUCCCGGAAAUACAGAAGAGGACGAAUUUGAACAUGAUGUGUUUAUAUCUUAUGCAGAUGGUGACGGAACUUUUGUGCGUCGUAAUCUAGUUCCUGAACUUGAAAAUAAUCGAGGAUUAAAUCUGCUUGUACAUGAUAGAGACUUUCAAGCUGGAAACUACGUGAAUGAUAAUAUCAUGAAGGCUAUAACGACGUCCCGUAAAACACUUAUCAUCAUGUCACGACAUUUUCUUCAAAGCAAGUGGUGUUGUUACGAAAUGAACAUGGCAAGAAUGGAAGGGAUUCAGACAGGACGUGAAGUGAUAUGUAUCUUAAUGAAGGAAGAAGUUCCAACUUCUGGUCUGCCUCUGGAAAUCAUUGACAUCAUAAGGAACAAAACAUACAUAGAAUGUCCCGCAGAAAAUCCGAAUCAUCUACAACAGUUUUGGGACCGGCUCGCUGAUGCCAUAAUAAAUUAACAAUAUUUUGAUCAAUACUAUCCUUCCUUAACUUGCAAGAACAUAGUGAUUACCUUUUGCCACCAGUUUAGAGCUCGUCCAGCCUAUACAUCCAUGCAGUCUGACCAAGCUCUAAACUGUUGGUAGCUCAAUUUUUGUAUUUUGAUAUUGAAAUCUCUUUAACUUUAUAUUGAUUGUUUUAAAAUUCAAAACUAGGCACAAAUAAGGCAAAAUCAGUAAGUUAUGGGUAAAUUUUCAUGUUAAUAUAAAAGUAGUAACAGAAAACCUUUAAAAUUUUGUCUUAUGUGGAACACAGCAUGUGGAGUAAACAUGUAUAUUUUUUAUGAUUUACCUGGAGUAGGACCGUCUGCUUGUUUAAUUGGCUGCUCACGCCAGAAGUCUUGGUAUGCAUCCAUCUUUAACCAUGUUGAAGAUGGUACUUCAUACACCUUAUUCUUAGCUUCAUCUGUCAAUCUUAACUGUGAAUUCAUAAAUAAAACAUAGAUCAAACAAAAUUUUAGUACAGAAUUCAUGUAAAAAACAUAUUUUACUUGGAUUUUGGAACUGAUCAUAGUUUUUUUCAGGGAUUUAUGAAGACAUAAAUAUCUAAAACUGACUAGAAGCAGCUAACAAACAGACAUGAAGUCUUCAAUGUUAUUAAAUUCUGAAAAAACACUUUCUUUCAACUUCUUAUAAUAAUUUUUUAUCAAUCUUCAAGAAGUAUAAAUGGUCAAUAUUUGUGAUGAAAACAGCAAUUUUAUUGUUAUAUCUAUCUGAAUUAUAAGACAAAAUAAUAUCUAUACAUACGAAAUUUUGCAUCACAUAUAUUGAUCCAUAUUCCAUGUAUAUAAUAUUGUAUAUAUAUUUGCUGAAUUCAUGUAGUAAUGUAUAUGUUUUAAACGAAACAUUCUGUUUUAUUUGACUUUUAUUUCUGCAUUAACGUCACAUUCCAUUUAGCUUAUAGUUAAACAGAUGCUGCAUCAUUUGUUAUUUUACAAACCUUAUUUUUUUCUGAAGAAGACUAAAAUAAAAUGUCAAA